Messenger RNA from Drosophila miranda, 505 nucleotides. RefSeq lists its product as uncharacterized. The transcript is spliced from 2 exons. Gene Ontology annotation, molecular function: nucleic acid binding. NCBI's taxonomy places the organism in Eukaryota, Metazoa, Arthropoda, Insecta, Diptera, Drosophilidae. The coding region runs from base 12 to 377 and encodes 121 amino acids. The record is from RefSeq and is a predicted model, not a curated record.
UACAACAACUCAUGGGCUCAUUACCGCCUACGCGACUCGCUCCGGCUCGACCCUUUGAACGCUGUGGAGUUGAAUUUUGUGGACCCAUCAACACAUAUCUACGCAUUCGAGGAAAGGGACCUACAAAAGCAUACAUAGCCGUGUUCGUUUGCCUUCUCACCAAGGCCGGUCACAUCGAAGUAGUCUCUGAUUUGUCAACAAAGGCGUUCUUAAACGCAUUGAAACGGAUGGGAGGUCGUCGCAAGCUGCCGACAGACAUCUUCUGCGAUAAUGCCACUAACUUUGGCACCUCAUUUCGGAGGCCUUUGGGAAGCGGCAGUCAAGAGUGCAAAGGGGCUGUUAAAUCGUACGCUGGCCAACACCAGGUUCACCUUUGAAGAGUUGAGCACUGUCGUCGUCGAGAUAGAAUCAAUCCUCAACUCGCGCCCGCUAUCGCCGCUUUCGUCAGACCCAAAUGACUAUAGCACUCUCACGGCUGGUCAUCUCUUGGUUGGCGAAUAAUUGC